GUCGCCUCCCAACUUAAGCUCCAUUGGAUGGUCUUCUUGGCCAGGCAUCUUUGUCUUGCCCUUGUCCUUCACCAAUGAGUGGUUUCCUCGAUUGGCCAACUUCCCUUUUCACUUUUCUUUCCUCUCCUUGAUUGCAUUCUCCCACUUAGCACACCAUGCUCUCUUCUUAUUACUAGUAUUAGUACCCGACACCUUGUCCUUCUUCACAUCACAUGGAACAAACACACUAGCGGGGUUUGCCUUGAGAGGCUCGCCUCCACUCACAUCUCUUAGAAUCAAAGUUCCCUCAUUUACAUCAAUUAAUGUCUUAGAGGUGGCUAAGAAGGGUCGUCCUAGUAUGAAUGGCAUCUCAUAAUCCUCACUUAUAUCCAAGAUCACAAAAUUCGUCGGAUAACAGAAUUUGCCAACUCGUACCAAUACAUCCUCCACUAUGCCCCUAGGACUAAUGACAGAAUGAUCCGCUAAUAUGUGACACUAACCCUUGUGGUCUUUAAUUCACCUAUGUCUAGCUUCUUAAAAAUCUUAAAUGGCAUCACAUUUAUGCUCUCCUCUAAGUCCGCCAAGGAGUUCUCUAUGUGAUGAGUACCGAUGCAAAGAGGUAUAGUGAAACUACCUGGAUCGGGUUGCUUCUUGGGCAACCUGUUGAGGAUGAAGGAUGAGCACUCCUCGCCUAGGGUGACAUUGGUGAGGUCUUCAACCUUUGGCUUCUUGGCUAGAAGCCCAUUGAGGUACUUACAAUAUCUUGGCAUGUGGUCCAUUGCUUCGAGGAAGGGGAUGUUGAGGUGGAGCUCUCAGAGCAUCCUCAUGAAGCCUCCACAUUCCGCUUCCAAUUUUUCCUUGUGUAGCCUCGUGGGAAAAGGUAGGGGUGGCGUGUACUCGGCCACAGGUGGUGGCGUCGGCAAUGCCUUCCUUGCCACCCCUAUCUUUUCCCCCGAGGUUUCCUCAUCUUCACCCUCGGGUAGAGGGCCUUCUUUCUUAUUCACUUCUUGAGCAACGACCUCUCGGGUCACCUUCCCACUCCUCAAGUAAAUCGCAUUGCACCCAGCUUGAUCUUUGGGGUUGGCAAUGGUUUGAGAGGGUAGGGCUCCCUUUGAUCUCUCGGUGAUGAUCCCACCAAGAUUGCUAAUUUGCACUUCCAAGUUUGGAGACUCGCUUGAUGGCUUGGGAGUCCCGCCUCAACCGAGAUAAACAUGGAUGUUGCCACAUCCAUAAAUUGCUCAAUCUUCUCAAACUUCUGAGAGCUUGUACCCACAAAGGUGUUAACAAGGUUUUCUAGUUUAGAGAGCUUGUCACCUUGUUGUGGUUGUUGAAACCCUUGAUCACCUUGUGUUUGGUAUGGUUUUUGGAAGUUCGAGCUUUGGAACUGAGGCCUUUGUUGGAUGAAUGUUGGCCGAGGUUGGUAGUUUCUCGUUGGACCUUGGAAACCGGGAGGUCUUGGAUUGGUAGGGGACGACCAAACAAAGUUUGGAUGAUUUCGCCACCCGGGGUUGUAUGUGUUGCUAUAAGGGUUGUUCCCUCUAGCAUUGGCAAUGAAAAUCACUUGAUCCUCGAGGGUACUCGACUCCUUCAUCGCUUGCCAAUCCGCAAUUUCGUGAUUGGUGCUCGAACACCAAUCACAAGACAUCACCGCUCUCUUUCCUUACUUCUUGUCCUCAAGGAUCACUUCAAUCUACUUAUCAAGUUUGGCUUCAAGUGGAGCACUUGCUCCUACACUUCUUACUCCUCUUUCAUUGCUUCUCUUCCCACUCCUUGCCAAGCCCCAAUCAUUUCCUUUGAUAGCCAUACCUUCAAGCAAUUCAGUGACUUGAGGAGGGGUCAUGUUCAUCAACCUCCCUUGGCAUAGAGAGUUAAUGAGGAUCUUGUCAUCUUGAAUGAGUCAUCCAUAGAAAAUUUCUAUCCGAAAUUGCUCCUCGAAUCCAUAGUGAGAUCAUUGGAGGAAGUAAUCGGAGAACCUUUCCCAUGCAUCCCUCAAUGUCUCGUCCUCCUCUUGCUUAAAGUGAGUGAUCUUCUUCCUCCACUCGUCCGUCUUGGAAGGAGGAUAGUAUCUGGUCAUGAAUUUGUUGAGGAGAUCUUCCCAAGAGGUGAUGGAUAGAGCCGGACGGUUGUUGAGCCAUCGGAGUGGCUUACCCGCCAAAGAAUAGGGGGAAAAGCUUCUAUCUCAAUGCCUACUCGGGGAUGCCAUUAAUCUUCAAGCUUUCCGCUAGCUCAAAAAACCUUUGGAUAUGCUCUUGUGGUGUUCCAUGGGGUAGCCCAUGGAAGUAAGCAUUUUGUUGAAUCAUCGUCACGAGAGAGGGCUUGAUCUCAAAGUUGUUGGCGGCCACCGUGGAUAUAAUAUGGGAGAUUGGAUAUCUGCCGCCCGUGGAGCCAUGUAAUAGACCAUAGUCCUUAGCCCUUCCUCGGCUUUCACUUCUCCAUUUGGGUUUAGAAGUGGAUUAGCCCCUCGGUGUUGAUUUGUUGCCAUCUCAACUGCAAUUCCUUCUUCAAUUGCUUCAACUUCGGGACCAACUUGUUGUCCCCUUUCUUCACCUCUCCUUCUUGCCUUCACUUGCUCCCUCUCUCAAGCUAGAAGUCGGAGGGUCCGGUUGAUGUCCUCGUCUAGUGGUGUUAAAGGCGCCGGAUUGCUUCGGGUCAUACACCUCCCUGCACACACUCAAGGAACACAACACGUCUAGCACAAGCAAACACUUCACAACUUAACACAACAGAAAUCAAAAGCUAGAUUAACACCAAACAAACUUUUCACGAUAAUAGACCAUUGUUCCCCGG
Linum trigynum is the source of this 2766-nucleotide messenger RNA. The record is from the annotation of a GenBank genome assembly. Lineage: Eukaryota; Viridiplantae; Streptophyta; Magnoliopsida; Malpighiales; Linaceae.